AAGCUUGUCUUUGGCUCUGGAUUGCCGAACGUUGUUUCGGACGCGCUGCUGGUUAUUUAUCGAUGGAAACCUAUAAAAUACAGUGCUUAACAAUUUCCCUCCUCAUGAGAUUUUCCGUUACGGCUGAUCAUACCGUGCCCGUUAUCAUGUGGUCGUCAGCGAAGGCAUUGUGGAAAACAGUGAAUAUUCCACAUCAAGAGCACAAUGGAUCACACAAAGAAACCCUGGAGCUGUUCAGGUACCUCAGUCCUGUAGUCAACAGAGGUCCAAAGAAUGUAAUACUUCUCUGGCAAGACAAGCUGAACAUCCAUGAUAUUAUCACUGUGGAUGGCAAGUUGGCUCACGCAUUUUCAAAUAUUCAGAAUGCCCUGGAUUCCUCUCCAUCGUCCAUUAUCUUACCAGCUGUAAACCAGCAUUGGACAAAUCAGCUUCCAAGAUAUCUUCAACAGAAACUUGGAGAAAACCCAAUACUUGUGAACUACUUACCAUUUUGGAAUCCAGAACUGAACAGCACAAAAUCAUCUCUAUUAAUAGUGAAGUUAUCAUCAAAACACAGACCUGCAAUGGUACCAGACACCAAAUUCCUCACUGAUAACGCAGGGGACAUCGAUGGGAUUUUUCCAGCUGGAGUUAGUGGACUUAGACUUUCAGAUGUCAUUAAAUUGGUCAUCAAUGCCUUAAAAGCAAACAGUAUUCCCUACACAGCUAUUUUCACAGCUGGCAGGAGUUCACAGGUCAUUAGACUUGCUUUCAAUGAUGUAAUGAAUACAGGUAGACAGCUCCUACAAGUCCCAACCUGGAACCAGUAUCCUCCCAUAAAUGUCACAGAUGGUGAAAUCCCCUGCAUUCUCUUCAUAGCUAAGAAGGUAACACUCCGAAUUGGAGACCAGCCUGAGAUAGAUUUGACAAACAGAACUUUUGGGAGCACUGCUAAAAUUAAUACCAGGGAUUCAACAUGUACUGCAGAUAAAGCUACGCUUUCCUUGAACUAUGGUGAUGUUGGAAAUCUAAAGCAACUUGUCAUUCGGUUUGAAAUGUCAAAUAAUUAUCACAGAACUUCUGUUCAGAAGUGGUUUAGCCUGGAUUUUGUGCAGAUCUUCCACAACAAUUCAUUACAAGCAGCGUUCAAUGCAUCUGAAAUUUACGCUCCAGUUACACAUUCAUAUCACUGUCAAUACAUCAGUAGUCUGCAGAAACAUGAAGCGCUACUCGUGUCCAGAUCUCAAGGAGACAUGACAAGAUUGUGGCAUAUUACCUUUGUGGAGUUUCAGAUUCAAGGCUUUAAUAUUAAAGCAGGACAGUUUGCUUCAGCAAGAGACUGUGCCUCAUUCUUUACACCAGCUGUCUUGAUGGGCCUACUAAUUUCUCUCAUUCUUGUGCUAGUCCUUGCUUAUUCAGGGCAUAUGUUGGUCCAUUUAAAAAGGAUGGAAGAGUACAAUUAAUGCAAAAGCACUGUUUACAGCCCUAAGACAGAAGAAGCACAUAAUGCAGAAUAAUCUCCACUAAGACUUCCAUCAAAAUUUGCAAUCUCUUUAGCCUUCAUUUUCCUCACCUGUAUUACCUUUCAUCUCAUCAAAAUGUGCUAGGUUUAUAUCUUGAGACUUUUUCUUGCAUCCACCUUAAGCAAGCAAGAAUGUUACUUAAUAUAGUCCAACAUAUCAAUUCCUAUCAUUUCUAGCAUAUAUGGUAUGAUAUGUAAAGCAUGCCGAAAGAAGUGGGUGCUAGAUAGCAGUUAAUAAGCUAAAGGUCAUGCAUGGGCAGUGUAAUAUAAAAAAAUGGUAUAUUUUUCAUUUUAAUACUUCGAUUGCCAUGAGCCUUGGGUCAAUCUAUGUGUAAUGUUACCUUAGCACCACCACAGGCAUCAAAACAGUUUCCCAGUUAUAAAUACCAUGUAUAACAUGAUGAGAGGCAAAUACAGCCCUACAGAGAGACCAAACAGGCUAUGAGAUUUUUUUCACCAAUUCACUACUUAGAAGUUAGAAGUAGAAACCUUGAGUAUUUUUUGUUUAACGUAGCCCAUGCACAAAGAAACAAGGAAAGCCAACUUGGCAAGGACGGGAACAAACUCUAAUUGUUGUUGCUUUAUUACUUACUAAAUGCAUAAGCCAGGACAAUUUCUUUUGGUUGAAAAUAGCAAAAUGUAAUUGAAGAUUUGUGAUAAAGCAUUUUCAAUUACUGCAAAGAUUAAUUUGGAAUAUCACUUCAGGCAUCAAAUUUAGGGUUCUCACAUUGUUGAUCAGCAAUCCUUGCUUUUGUGGUCCUAUCAUUCAUAAAAAAAAAUCCAAGAAGAAAGAAAACAAUGACAAGAUUGCACAAAACUUUCUUCCUAGCCAAUAACUGUGGAUGCUGGAAGCUGGAAACUGUUGAAGAUGUUAACAGAUCUGGCAGCGUCUGUAGAGAGAAAGCUGCUGAGCUUUUCCAGCAAUUUCUGAUUUUGUUCCUUCUUAACUCCUAUUAGCUGCCCAUUUCUGAACGAUUGUCUCCACUUGUGUUGUCUCUCCCUUAAAUCUGUUAUCAUCAUCUUUCUAAAUAUAAACCAAUCCUUUAUUCUUGUAUUCUACAAACAGACCAUCUCCAACCCAUUUUUCCUCUCCAUGGGAUAUUGUUUUCCAAACAUGUCCCAUCCUCCCAGAACACUUUAUCUGAAUCACUUCAACCAUGAUAAUGGACAUUUGAACAUAGAACAUAGAAGAGUACAGCACAAUACAGGCCCUUUGACCCACGAUGUUGUGCCUGCCUAUUAUCCCCUACAUGUUACUAUCCUCCAUGUGCCUAUCCAAGAGUCACUUAAAAGUCUCUAAAGUAUCUGACUUCACUACCACUGCUGGCAGCGCAUUCCACAUGCCCACCACUCUGUGUGAAGAACCUACCUCUAACAUCUCCCUUGUACCUUCCUCCAAUCUCCUUAAAUAUAUGCCCCCUCAUAAUAGUCAUUUCCACCCAGGGAAAAAAAUCUGACUAUCCAGUCUAUCUAUGCCUCUCAUCAUCUUGUAUACCUCUAUCAAGUCACCUAUCAUCCUUCUUCACUCCAAUGAAAAAAGCCUUAACUCUCUCAACCUUUCCUUGUUAAGACUUGCCCUCCAGUCCAGGCAGCAUCCUGGUAAAUCUCCUCUGCACCCUCUCAAAAGCUUCCACAUCUUUCCUACAAUGAGGUGACCAGAAUGGAACACAAUAUUCCAAGUGUGGUCUCAUCAGAGCUUUACAGAGCUGCAGCAUAACCUCACAGCUCUUAAACUCAAUUCCCCUGCCAAUGAAAGCCAACACAGCAUAUGCCUUCUUUACAACCCUAUCAAUUUGUGUAGCAACUUUGAGGGAUCUAUGGGCGUGUACACCAAGAUCUCUCUGUUCCUCCACACAGCCGAGAAUCCUGCCAUUAACCCUGUAUUCUACAUUCAAAUUCAACCUUCCAAAAUGAGUCACUUCAUACUUUUCUGGGUUGAAUUCCAUCUGUCACUUCUUUGCCCAGCUCUGCUUCCUGUCGAUGUCCCAUUGCAACCCACAACAGCCCUCCAUGCUGUCCACAACUCCACCAACCUUCAUGUCAUCGGCAAACUUACUAGCCGAUCCUUCCACUUCCUCAUCCAUGUCAUUUAUAAAGAUCACAAAGAGCAGAGGUCCCAGAACGGAUCCCUGUGGAACACCACUGGUCACCAGGCUCCAGGCUGAAUACUUUCCAUCUACUACCACCCUCGGUCUUCUAUUAGACAGCCAGUUUUGUAUCCAGACAGCCAAAUUUCCCUGAAUCCCAUGCUCUUUACUUUCUGAAUGAGCCUACCAUGGGAAACAUUAUAAAACGCCUUGCUAAAAUACAUAUACACCACAUCCACUGCUCUACCUUCAUCAAUGUGUUUUGCCAUAUCCUCAAAGAAUUCAAUAAUGCUUGUGAGGCAUGACCUGCCCCUCACAAAGCCAUGCUGACUAUUUCUAAUCAAACUGUGCUUUUCCAAAUAAUCAUAAAUACUAUCUCUCAGCAUCCUCUCCAGUAAUUUGCCCAUCACAGAAGUAAGACUGACUGGUCUGUAGUUUCCAGGAUUAUCCCUAUUCCCUUUCUUGAAUAUAGCGAUAACAUAUGCUACCCUCCAAUCUUCUGGUAUUACUCCAGUGGACAGUGAGAAUGCAAAGAUAAUUGCCAAAGGGGCAGCAAUCUCUUCCCUUGCUUCCCAUAGUAAUCUUGGGUAUAGCCCAUCUGGCCCAGGGACUUUUCUAUCCUCAUGUUUUUCAAAAUUUCUAGCACAUCCUCCUUCCUGACAUCAACCUGUUCGAGCAUAUCUACCUGUUUCAUGUUAUCCUCACAAACAUCAAGGAACCUCUCACUGGUGAAUACUGAAGCAAAGUAUUCAUUAAGGACCUCUCCUACCUCCUCUGACAAGUUCCCUCCACUAUCCCUAACUGGCCCUACCUUUACUUGGCUAUCCUCUUGUUCCUCACAUUAGUAUAGAAAGCCUUUCUGCAGCUGUGAUACCUUCCCUGAUUAGCAAUGCCACUCCCCCACCUCUUUUACCUCCCUCCCUAUUUCUUUUGAAACAUCUAUACCCCGGAACAUCCAACAACCAUUCCAGCCCCUGUAUUAUCCAAGUCUCCGUUAUGGCCACAUCAUAGUUCCAACUGCUGAUCCAUGCUGUAAGCUUGUCACCUUUAUUCCUGACACUUGUAUUGAAGUAGAGACACCUCAACCUGUCGCACUGACUGCCACUUUGCCCCAUCAACAGCUUAUCCUUCCUCACAGAUUGUCUGCUUGUUCUAUCUGUCUGAACACUGGCUACUCCAUCGUCUGUUCUGUAACUUGUUCAAAUUAACAUUCAAACAGAAUACUUAUUAAGUUCUUGUC
Stegostoma tigrinum is the source of this 4828-nucleotide messenger RNA. It is a transcript of the gene atp6ap1la, whose product is annotated as ATPase H+ transporting accessory protein 1 like a. Gene Ontology annotation, cellular component: proton-transporting V-type ATPase complex. The record is from RefSeq and is a predicted model, not a curated record. NCBI's taxonomy places the organism in Eukaryota, Metazoa, Chordata, Chondrichthyes, Orectolobiformes, Stegostomatidae. Bases 63 to 1442 code for a protein of 459 amino acids. The transcript is spliced from 11 exons.